AUGACUGCUGUGACUCCUAUGGAGAUCCGUGUCUUCUUCGACUUAGUGAAUAAGGCAAGAGUGGUGCAAGAGUAUGCCAAGACCGUGGCGGUGUCCAAGGAUACUCAUGGAGGGAGCUCUAGUCGGGGGCGUGGCAAGUAUUUUCAUCCGAGAGGACAAAGCUUCAAGAGAGGAGGAGAUCCGCCUCAAGGGAAAGGAGGCUUUAGGAAGAACACCCAUGAUCAGAUUGGUAUAGGUGGGUGCUUCAACUGUGGCUUGCCUAGUCAUUUUGCAAGGGAUUUCACACAUGGGAAGAACCCAAGUGCGGGUCAGGAUCAGCACCAGGGGAGAGUUUUUGCUGUGAAUGCCAAGGAUGCUUCCAAGGCAAAUCCGUUGAUGAAAGUUGAGGAAUUAAGCUUGAAAGUGUCAGAGUUACCUUUUGAUCUGCAUGAACAUACUCGGCAUCAAACAAUUAUGACUAGGUUAGGUUGUAGACAAGUAGGUUUCAAGCUUGAGGGUAGAGACUUUGUGCAUGACUUGAUGUGUUAUCCGAUGGUUGGAUUGGAGAUGAUUUUGGUGUUUGAUUGGUUGUCGAAGAAUCGGGUUUUGUUGGAUUGCUUUGAACGGACUAUUCAGUUUAUGCUAGAAGAAGAGAAUGGAGUAGUGGUAGCUACGGGGUAUUACCUGAACUCUAUAAUGGUGCAUUGUAGUGGGAAGGAGUGUCAGGGUUAUAUUCUGUUGGCUGCUGAUGCAUUGGGUGAUGCCCAGGACUUGGAUUAG
Messenger RNA from Arachis stenosperma, 759 nucleotides. RefSeq lists its product as uncharacterized. The record is from RefSeq and is a predicted model, not a curated record. The transcript has 3 exons. NCBI's taxonomy places the organism in Eukaryota, Viridiplantae, Streptophyta, Magnoliopsida, Fabales, Fabaceae. The coding region runs from base 1 to 759 and encodes 252 amino acids.